CGGUUCCGAUGUAUCUCGUCGUCGUGUUCCGCAGAACGCUAAACGCCGCGCACGGGACCACUCCGAUUCAUCAGUCCCGCGUUCGCCAAUCAAGGAGCCGACCUAGCCAAGGUUCCUCGAACAUCCUCGCUCGACCAGACGGGCUAUAAAGAUCAAACACGAGUCCAUCGGAUAUGAAGUAUUCGCCGCAGCAGCAGCAGCAGCAACAGAAGCAGCGAAAGUCGGAGAGCAGCGACGCCGCGUCCAUGGACGCCACCCUCAGCCGGACGUCGCCGUCCGCGACGCAGGAGCAACGCAAGGCCUCGUCGACGUCGUCGUCGACGCGGGCGCCCGUCUGCCGUUCGCCGUCCACCGGCAUGUUCGCCUGGAUGCGCGUCUUCCGGCUCGCGUCGAUGCUGCACCAGGUCGGCUGCUAAGGCCCACCUCGUCGAGCAUGGACCGCGCUGAAAUAGGAAGCGAGAAACGGAGAGUUAAAAAGGAAGAGAGAGAAAGAGAGAGAGUCGAUAGAAUCGUAUACCUUAACAAUCACAGAUUAAAUAAUUAAUAUUACAACACAGCGGAGACGCGCGUAGCGCGAAAACGGCGAUCCUGUUUCGUCCCUCUUUCGCGUCGCGAGUUAUAUACAGUUAACAAAAAAAAUAUAUAUACAUAUGAAUAUAUAUUUAUGCAGGCCGAGUCGUUAACGUAGGGACACGGCCAAUGUCGUAGCUCGAUCAUAGUGCGUUACGCGAAGACGAAUCGCCGAGUUGCGAUUCGCCGCGUAGAGAUGUCGUUAAGAUGUAAUCUGGGUCGCGCCCGCGUUACAUCGCCACCCUGGCGCGAAAGGACGCCAUUCCCCUCCCCGUUGCAUUUCCUUACACGGGGAAUUUAUGAUUUUUCUUUUUUCUUCCUUUCUAUAAGACACGUUCGCUUUUGACCGCAUCUCAAUUUAAUUAACUAAUCCCCUUAAUCAAUUGAUUUAGAACCAUCAAUUGAGUUAGAGCCGCGUUAUUAUUCCGUUCGGUUUUUCCCGUUUCGCGUGAGAAUAUUAACUUGCCUUACCCACGGGAAUUACGCGGACGUGCGCAAUUAAUGUAGCGGUCAUUACAUCAAUCGGUUCGCUUCCCUUCCGCGAAGGGGUUGGCGCGGCCUCGGUCGCACACGCAGAGUUAAAACGACGCGCGCGCGCGCGCGCGCGCGCGUCCCGCGACUAACUUCGUGCAUAUGGAUCGAAACGUGAAAAACGUGGGAAAAACACGUAGCGAUUCGAAUUGAAUCGCGAAGGAUUCGAUCGCGGGGGAGACAAUCUCGUGGACGAUUCGUCACACAUCCCGGCGGAUUUAAAGGUGACGAUGACGACGUUAGUCGCGGAAUUCAGCCGCGUUUAGCCGUCGAUCAAUCCGUCGAUCGAUCCUUACGUAGCGCGAGCCCCGACGAGAUCGACUCGUCGCUUUAGAGAGAGAUGGGCUCGCUCAUUCCGGACGAACGCGCGUCCAUGAUUCGCGCGCUAUUCUGUCACAACGAUGCGUGUGACUCGUAGUCGGAUUACGAAUGUUACAAAAAAAAACCGCGGCGUCGCGACGUUGCCGCGAAGUCGUCGAGUUUGAUUUCGAUCCCUUCCCUCUUGAUUUUUUUCUCCUCUCGUCCUCCCUUCUUCCCCGCUGCUGACCGAUGACGUCAGCGUAUCCCAUUGCGCACCGUGAAUUCUAUUUUUAUAUAUUACAUGUACAAACGACGAGAGAGCGACGUAUCGUUUUUUUUCUCCCUCCCUCUCUUCCCCCUCCCCCUCCCGCGAAGCAUCGUGCUUCUUGUCACGAACAGGAGAAAAAAUGAUGAGACCCGGUUAACAAGGUGUGCCCUCGAAAGAGACCGCGAGGAAGUCACGCGACUUCCUUUAAGGUUGUUCGCGAAUUACGUCCGAAUCCACUCCCCACACCAUGUUGAUUGUCUCGUCACGUUCAGCGCCGAGCUCUAUCGAUGUUAUAUCUCGUUGAUCGUUACAUGAAUAUAUUUUAUGAUUGCGCAGAUUCACAAAUAAA
Messenger RNA from Pogonomyrmex barbatus (red harvester ant), 2018 nucleotides. RefSeq lists its product as uncharacterized. The record is from RefSeq and is a predicted model, not a curated record. NCBI's taxonomy places the organism in Eukaryota, Metazoa, Arthropoda, Insecta, Hymenoptera, Formicidae.